This is a messenger RNA of Prionailurus viverrinus (fishing cat), 5404 nucleotides long. RefSeq names its product G-protein coupled receptor 35-like. Gene Ontology annotation, molecular function: G protein-coupled receptor activity. NCBI's taxonomy places the organism in Eukaryota, Metazoa, Chordata, Mammalia, Carnivora, Felidae. Gene Ontology annotation, biological process: phospholipase C-activating G protein-coupled receptor signaling pathway; positive regulation of Rho protein signal transduction. The record is from RefSeq and is a predicted model, not a curated record. Gene Ontology annotation, cellular component: membrane. The coding region runs from base 65 to 1207 and encodes 380 amino acids. The transcript has 2 exons.
CAGCCUUGGGGCUGGAGAGCAGUGAGCGGCCCAGCCGGAGUCUCCGAGGCCCCAGCCAUCCCAGAUGGGUGAAGCUGGGGCGCCCGCCGCCGUCCCCGUCCCCGGGAACGGGAACGGCUCUGAGGGCUGCAGCACGGAGAGGAGCGUCCUGUCCCAGGAGGCCACCAGAGUCUCCAUCUAUGUCAUCUUGGCGCUGGGGCUGCCGCUCAACGGCCUGGGGCUCUGGGUGUUCUGGUGCCGCCUGCGCAGGUGGACCGAGACCCGCGUCUACAUGGCCAACCUGGUGGCGGCCGACUGCCUGCUGCUGCUGAGCCUGCCGGGAGUCCUGCACACGCUGGGCCAGGCGGCGGGGGCCCAGGAGGGCGUCCUGUGCAGGGUCGUGCAGAGCUUCUACUACGUCAACACCUACAUGAGCAUAUGCCUCAUCACGGCCAUCGCCACCGACCGCUACGCCGCCCUGCGCUUCCCGCUGCGGUCUCGCGCCUGGCGCAGCCCCCGCCAGGCCGCCCUCACCUGCCUGGCCCUCUGGCUGCUGGUGUUCGGGGCCGUGGCCCUGCCGGCGUCCUGGCUGCGCGCGGGGGAGAGCUUCUGCUUCGGCCGGGGCCACACCCGGGGCCCCAGGACCCUGGCCUUCUCCCUGCUGCUCUUCCUCCUCCCGCUGCUGGUCCUCAGCUUCUGCUCCUGCCAGGUGCUCCGGCACCUGACCCGCCAGCGCGCGCGGUCACCGCCCCAGGACGCCGCCCACAUCCUCAGAGCCCUGCACGUGGUGGCGGCCAACUUGGCCACCUUCCUGCUCUGUUUCCUCCCCCUGCACGUGGCCUUGCUGGCCAUGCUGGUGGCCCGGUGGACGGACACGGCCUGCCCCACGCUCCAGGCGGUGGCUGCCUUCGUGCAGGUGACCUCCCGCGUCGCCAACGCCAACUGCUGCCUGGACGCCGUCAGCUACUAUUUUGUGGCCAAAGAGUUCCAGGAAGAGGUGGGGGCCGUCCUCAGCACGUCCCGGCCUUUCCGGGGACGGAUGCGGGGCGCUCCUACACGCGACCACCCUGACCGGGCCGUCCGGGCGUGGACGGAUGAGGACAACAGCGCGGGAGAGGCCCCACGCGUGGCCCUGCAGCGCGUGGCGCGGGGAGCCCCGGGCCCCCCCAAGGCGACUCCUCCCCCCUCCGCGGCGUGCGGCAGAAGUAGCCUCACUGCGCACGUGUGACUUUGGAUUUACGGUCCUGGGGACGUGGACUCACCCUCAGCAAAUAGAAUUUAGCCAAGGCAUUAAAAAAUUGCCACCCCACGGAUCUCUUUUCCCAGACGGAUGUCUCUUCCCAGCGCCUGGGCGGCCCCCUCGGCAAGCGCUGGGGAGGGCAUUUCUGUCACCUAUAGACGGUGAUUAGAACCAAAAUCUCUCAGAGGCGACCAGGUCUCUCCUCAGGCCGGUGACACCACUGCAGACAGAAUCCAAGUACAUCCCAUGGGCCGCAGGACGUUCACAGAGACACGGCCACUAAACAAGCUUAAAGACACUCCUUUGUAAAAACCGUUCCGUGGGUUCUUACAGAGCAUCGAAGAGGUCCCGUCCUGACCUUCGGGGAUUCGGGGUGCUUCCCCGAGCCCCCGUUCUUCCGCACCCCUCAGGCCUCCCGGCACCGCUGGGGGCCUCCCACUCUGGGCCGGGCUCGUGGACACCCACAGGCUGAGCUGAGGGUUGGGGGGGUGCCUCUCUCCCCACAACGCUGAGGUUCUCAGGAGGUGUCCACCCUGCCGGGGCCCGAGGGCCCGGCUUGGAAUGGACUUAUGGGAUCGGCACAAACACCUCCACUAGGAAGCCCGGGCAGGACACAGACCUGAGGGGCCCGUGCUGGAGGCUGGGGGCCCCAAACUGGGGCCGAGGAAGCAGAGGUGGGGGCUCCCGACAGCCUCAGGUGACUAGAGGGAGAAUGGGAGCCCCGGACCCCUACCCCCGACACCUGCACCCUCAGACCUGUCUGCCUGGCAGGGCCCGCGGCCGCACAGGGGUAUCUGUUCCUGCGGAAUAUGAGAGCAGCUGGGCCUCUGGGCUGGGCCCCAGGCCGGACCUGUCAGCCUGCGGCGCCACCACCUUCGAGCUGAGGCCAGGACCUGCACGGCCACCUGUCGGAGCACACUCAGGGCGGCGGUGAACGGAGGUCCCGGCUCGGCCAGGUGGCCUUCCCCUCCGAGUCCACGGCUGCAGUCCGGCCACCCUCUGCCCAGCGAGCCCACGUCCCACUCUGGGGAGGUGCGCGUGGGGGUCCAGAGAGGUGGGGGCUCUUGCUCGUUGGGGCUCAGGCUGUUGGCAAGCACGCGGGAGGCACGUGGGCUCACCCCCUUCCCCAGCACCCCCUUUAGGGCGCCUCCCCCCCAGGAGGAGUGCCCCGGAGUCAGCUUGCAGGACUGAUCCCUUUGAGACCCAGGCCGUCCCAGCCUGGAGGCAGCGUUGGGGCACAGCAGGCUGAAGGGCCGCCACGGGGGACCGGACUCCUGGACACCUUGGGUGCUGCUUUCCGGGCCGAGCUCCGGUGUUGACCAUCAGCAGCGUAUAUCAGGACCCGCCAUGCGGCAGACACCCUCUAGGCGCUGAGCCCUGAGACGUGCACACGGGGAGCCUCACAGGCUCACGCGGAGGGGUGGGCAGGGGAAAGGCUGGGCCACGAAGGGCCUGGCAGGGGAGAGGCAGGCCUGGGACGGUGUUCGGGAGGCUUUGCUUCAGACCGGUGCGGCACCUCCUUGUGCUGCAAGUUGGGGGCUGGGCGGCAGGACCAGGACGUCAGUGGGGGCCCGGGAGGGGGGGGGGGGCAACGGUGAAUGUUGACCAGGAUGGGGGCUGGGACUGUGACGGGGCCAGGCCGUCAAGGGUGAGCUGGGGCGGCAAUGGGGGUGCAGCGCUCUCGAGUGGUUUGGCUACGGGGGAAGAGAGCGGGCUGCCAGGAGUUAGGGUGACCCCGGGCAGGUGCGGAGGGGCACGAGGGCCAGGAGGAAGCAGGGGGCAGGCAAAGGCAGGGGACCCAGGCAGCCGGGAGGCAGAGGCGUGACCCUCUGCCCUCAGGUAGGUGCUGUGGGGAGAAGAGGGGGGCCGGGCCGCCCAAGGGGCCAGCUGUGUCCCCACUCACCUCAAGGACACGCCCCGCGCCGCGGGCACUGGCCGUGGCAUCUUUUCCUCUCGCUCACCAGGGCCGAGUCCGCAUCGUUGCCCCUGGCGCUGCUCCCUGGGCGACCUUGGGGCACCCCGGGCCGCGGGGGCGGAGCCGGAGAGGGGCCUUGCCGCCUGGCCCCGCCCACCCCGCCCCCGCCUCCCUCCCUCCCAGGCUGGUGGGUCGGCCGCGGUCCCUACAAAGGUUGAUGCCGGCCGGCUGGUCCAACCCCGUUGUCUCCCUAAAGACGGCUCUGGGUUCCCGAAAAAAAGCAAGGGGCGGCCCCUGGCGCUGGGCACAGGGGGCAAAGAUGGGAGAGACCCCCUCUCCCCACCCAGCUGCUCCAGGCAGGAUUGAGGUUUUAGGUAAUCUAGGGAGGGAAUCCCCAAUCGACGGGGACGCGCCAAAGUGCAAACAGGCCAUGCGUGGUGGGGAGGGCCUGCCAGUUCCCGCGUCAGCACGGGGCAGGGGUCCGGGCGCUUCAGUCCUGUCCUGAGGUCCCCUGACCCUCCGGUGUCUCCUGGCUCCGGGGCUGUUCUUAAAUCUGCUCCAGCUGCCGUAUGGGAACACCACGGACUGCGCGGUCUUUAUUUCUCAUGGUUCUGAGGCUGGAAAUCAGACAUCAGGGGGGCGAUAGGGUCGGGGUCCGGGGGAGGGCGUGCUCCCUGCUUCAGACACCUCCCGGGUCCUCACCUGGAGGGGCUAGGUGGCUCUGCGCCGUCUCUCUCCUAAUCCCAUCACGUCUGUAAUUGGGAUUUCGACCUAUGAAUGGGGGGAGGGGAGUGCACGUUCAGCAAGGAGUAAGUGUAUCACCUAGACCAUGCCUGGCGCGCAGUUGGCAUCGCAGAGUGUUGGCACUCGCUUAGGGAAUUCCACGCCCUCCCAGACAAGGUCCACUUGGGUAGUGAGGUGCCCGCCCCUGCCAUUUCCCGGCGAGAAGCAAAACUGAAACCCAGGGUCCCUGCCCUCUGCCCGAUUCCCGCCCAGCACACGCCCGGGAGCGCCGCGCCCCGCUGUUAACGUGAAAACUACAACCGCGGGUAUUUUACCAGCCAGAAAUGGUUACUUUGGGAAGAGCAGAGAAUUGCAACCCAGGACCAGCGAGCUACAGCAAAACCAUAGGCAAGUCCAGAAAACCAGCUGCACCCACCGUCCCCCGCCCCCGCAGAUCUUUUCUAAGGAAAGCGACUGUUAUAAACUAAAAGCCCAUUGGAGUAAACUAGGCGCUGGUAGUGGCUUCUUAUUGGCUGGGCUGUCUUUGGCUGUGACUGCCUCUCAUUGGCUGGGCUGUUGCAGGGGAGGAGAAAACCUUCCUUCCUCCUGUGGACAGAGUAAAGUGGUGGCCAGCCACCUGCAAGGUCCCUCUCUUCCUCUGGCGACAGAAAAACUCUCUCAAGCGCUGCUAUAUGACGGAAGCCAUUUUAGAUUUCUUUCUAAGGCAGCAUGAAUCUAUAUUAACUUUAUGUUUAAACCAAAAGCCCGAUUUAUGGCCCACCCGCCGUGCAUAUCUUACCCACCUGCUUUGUAAAUGAGUAGCUUAAAGGAAAACCAUCUUGUCCUGCACGUAUGGAUCGAUGCUGCUACUCCGUUGCAUUAAUUAUACUCAUGACAUUAAUACUCAUGAUCCUGCCUACGCGCUAAUCUAUAAUCUUUUUGAACUUUAACAAGAAUAUACCUCUGACGUAUUGAUUUGUGGCUCUUUAUGCAAAAGGUAUAGAACCCUGUAAAAACUGUUCACUCUCUGAAGCACUUUCUUCCCUGCGAAGUUCGUGUUUCCUGGGCAGCUGUCUUAAUCUGGGUUUGAACAAAAUCCUCUAUUUUCCUCUUAUAUUAGUGUUCUUUCUGGUCAGCUUGCCUAGUCACCGGCUGGGUCUGCAAUUGACAAACAGCGCUGGCCACGAGAGCUCCCCCUGCUGGCCUCCAGGCUCCAUGCUAAACAAGGUUUCUUUCUACUUCCACACCCAUCCCACCUCUUCCCAUUUUUACCCCACAGCAGCUCCCUCCUUAGUCCCUCCCCCCCGCCCCCCAGCCUCUGGAACCUGCCUACCACUGCCCUGUUGGGCUCUGCCCAGGAGUCCAGGGUGCUGGGGCCCUCAGACACUGAGCUUGCACAGGACGGCCCAUGGUCCAGCAGUUAAGAAUAUGGUCCUUGAGGGGCGCCUGGGUGGCGCAGUCGGUUAAGCGUCUGACUUCAGCUCAGGUCACGAUCUCCCGGUUUGUGGGUUCGAGCCCCGCAUCGGGCUCUGUGCCGACAGCUUGGA